AUGAGACCUCCCAGCCCUCUGGUGAUCCUGCUGUACGUCACGCUGUCCAGGAGUCUAAAGGUGGUCUCUAAGAGAGGCUCAGUGGAUGGCUGUACAGAUUGGUCAGUGGACUAUCUAAAGUAUCGAGUGCUACAGGGUGAGCCGGUGCGGCUAAAGUGUGCUCUGUUCUAUGGUUAUAUCCGGGCAAACUACAGCCAGGCACAGAGUGUGGGCCUCAGCCUCAUGUGGUACCGCAGCUCUGGCCUUGGCCACAGUGACUUUGAAGAGCCCAUCUCUUUCGAUGGCGUGCGCAUGAGCAAGGAGGAGGACGCCAUCUGGUUCAGACCUGCUGACCUCCAGGACGUGGGCCUCUAUUCCUGUGUUUUACGAAACUCCACAUACUGCAUGAAGGUGUCCAUGUCUCUCACUGUGGCAGAGAAUGACACAAACCUAUGCUACAACUCCAACAUGAGACGAGCUGAGAAGGCUGAGCUCAGCAAGACUAAAGAUAUCCUCUGUCCUGACAUUGAUGACUAUGUUGAACCCGGCAAAGACCCAGACAUUACCUGGUACAAGGAAUGCCAUCCAAAGCAGUGGCGUGCCAGCAUCAUCCAGAAGAGAGAUAUUCUGUCUUUCCAGGAGGUAAAAGAAGAUGACAUUGGAAAUUACACCUGUGAAGUCCAGUUUGGGGGCUUUGUGGUCAGGAGGACAACUGAGCUCACAGUCACCGCUCCUUUGACCGACAAGCCGCCAAAGAUCCUGUUUCCUUCAGAAAACAAGAUUAGCAACAUGGAGCUGCAGCUAGGAAGUGCUUUGAACCUGACUUGCCGGGCGUUUUUCGGAUACAGCGGCGACGCCAGCCCACUCAUCUACUGGAUGAAGGGAGAGAAGUUCAUAGAGGAUCUGGAUGAAGAGAGAGUCCAGGAGAGUGAAAUCAAGAUUGUCAAGGAGCAUCUUGGCGAGCAGGAAGUGGCCAUAUCCUUGACAAUUGAUUCACUGGAGGAGGAGGACCUAGGAAAUUACUCCUGUUACGUGGAAAAUGGUAAUGGCCGUCGCCAAGCUACCAUCCAGCUCUUCAGGCGAGCAGAGCUCAUGUACACCGUGGAGCUGGCAGGAGGGCUUGGAGCAAUCUUGCUGCUACUCAUCUUCCUCAUCUCUCUAUACAAAUGCUACAAGAUUGAGCUGAUGCUUUUCUAUCGGAGGCACUUUGGCAGCGAGGACGUGGAUGGAGAAAACAAAGACUAUGAUGCGUACCUGUCCUACACCAAAGUGGACCCUGACCAGUGGAGUCAGGAGACCAGGGAGGAGGAACGCUUUGCCCUGGAGAUUCUCCCUGAUGUGCUGGAGAAACAUUACGGCUAUAAACUCUUCAUCCCAGAUCGAGACCUCAUUCCAACAGGAAGUCUCACCAAUGAGCAUUACCAGGAUGACACACGACUCUUUGGAGCCUACAUAGAGGACGUGGCACGCUGCGUAGAUCAGAGUAAGCGCCUCAUUAUAGUUAUGACACCCAACUAUGUCGUGCGGCGAGGCUGGAGCAUCUUUGAGCUGGAGACCCGGCUGCGCAACAUGCUGGUGACCGGCGAGAUCAAGGUCAUCCUGAUUGAGUGUGCCGAGUUGCGCGGCAUCAUGAACUACCAGGAAGUGGAGGCUCUCAAGCAUACCAUUAAAACCCUCACUGUCAUCAAGUGGCGCGGCCCCAAGAGCAACAAGCUCAGUUCCAAGUUCUGGAAGCAGCUGCAGUACGAGAUGCCGUUCAGACGCACAGAGCCCAUGCUCACCCAUGAGCCGGCGCUGGACGUCAGUGAGCAGGGCCCCUUCGGAGAGCUGCAGACCGUCUCUGCCAUCUCCAUGGCAGCAGCCACCUCCACCGCCAUGGCCACCGCCCACCCAGAGCUGCGUUCGUCUUUCCACAACACCUACCACACCACCAUGAGGCAGAAACACUACUACCGCAGCUACGAGUACGACAUACCCCCAGGAGGGACCCUGCCACCUCUCUCCUCUCUAGGGAACCAGCACACCUACUGCAACAUCCCACUAACACUGCUGAACGGACAGAGGCCUCCUGGGAAGAGCCGAGAGCACAGCCUGGAGGAGGCACACGCUAACAACGCCAUGCUCCCUCUGCUGCCAAGAGAAACCAGCAUCUCCAGCGUCAUCUGGUAG
This is a messenger RNA of Scomber japonicus (chub mackerel), 2148 nucleotides long. It is a transcript of the gene il1rapl1a, whose product is annotated as interleukin 1 receptor accessory protein-like 1a. Gene Ontology annotation, biological process: signal transduction; negative regulation of exocytosis. Bases 1 to 2148 code for a protein of 715 amino acids. The record is from RefSeq and is a predicted model, not a curated record. NCBI's taxonomy places the organism in Eukaryota, Metazoa, Chordata, Actinopteri, Scombriformes, Scombridae. The transcript is spliced from 11 exons.